This is a messenger RNA of Topomyia yanbarensis, 1083 nucleotides long. RefSeq lists its product as uncharacterized. The record is from RefSeq and is a predicted model, not a curated record. The transcript is spliced from 4 exons. The coding region runs from base 76 to 762 and encodes 228 amino acids. NCBI's taxonomy places the organism in Eukaryota, Metazoa, Arthropoda, Insecta, Diptera, Culicidae.
AAUUAUUUGAUUAGAUGUUAACUCAAUUUGAACAUCUUCAACACACACAUUAUACUAAGUUAAAGUUAAGCGUGUAUGAAUCCACCACAAGGGCCGCCUGCCAGCUUGAAAGUGAAACAUCAUCAACAAACUUUCUGCAGUAACUAUAUCCAUUCUACCUGUCAGUUGCAAAGAGAGUGUUUCCGCUCACUAAAAAAAGGAAUCACAAUAAAAAGUAAUGGUGUAAGGUGCAGCCGUGAUUCCUGCUCAGUGCGCUUAAACCGGCAGAAAAAAUACUCGUGCGGGACAGAACGCACAAAUUACAAAACGAUUUUACUUUGGAAAGGGUCGCACGGAAAAAAAUACGCGAUUCCGACAGUCACACGAGUGUUAAUCCGGUCAAAACUCAAGUGUACAAGCAGGAACACAACGUCCGUUCACACAAGGCCUGUUGAUCUAAUCAGGGUUGAUUCCGGACCACACCAAAUCGUACCGGAUUGCACUGGGAAGAUAAGAAUCCUGAAGGUAUCAGUACCAGCAAGCAGUGAUCUGCGAACGAAAAGCGAUACGCUUUUAACCAGCCUAGCAAACACGAAACGGAAAACGCCUUCCAAGAGAAGGCUCCUUUUCCGACACUUAAAGUGUCCUACUACAAGCAUCGGGACUCAGAUACCGGCUCAUCAGAAGUUCCAUCAAGGCGUCGGUCGAACAGGAACAAUUCGCAGGCAGAUCAGUUGGUGGAAGGAAUCUGGUCACCGCAGCUGUGCACCUGGACGCAGGUGAGCAGCCUGAGUACAAGCGGGUAAUAGGAGACCGUGACGCAAUAGGUCCCACGGUCGAGCUCAAGGGGAUUUUGUCACUAACGAGGGCACGCCGGAUGGAACGGAAGGUGGCGAGACACACGGUUCAUAUCGUGAGAUGCCGCAGCGGAUGGCGGGGCUGUGAGUACUAGCUUUUAAGAAGUGAAUAGAAUCAGUAGGCUGGAAGGGCAGAGCAGCAGGAAUAGGUGGAUAGAAGAAGUCAGAGAAAAUAGAGGAAUGUGUGAAGAGAGAUGAAUAAAGGGGUAGGAUGUUCAAAAUGACACGUGUAGGUUUUGGUUUUAUG